This is a messenger RNA of Chenopodium quinoa (quinoa), 882 nucleotides long. RefSeq lists its product as uncharacterized. Lineage: Eukaryota; Viridiplantae; Streptophyta; Magnoliopsida; Caryophyllales; Amaranthaceae. Bases 1 to 882 code for a protein of 293 amino acids. The transcript has a single exon. The record is from RefSeq and is a predicted model, not a curated record.
AUGUCGUCAUGCACAUAUGACGACAAGGGUGACCCAAAAAGGUAUAUAGCGGCAAUUGAGAGUCAUAUGUUACUAUACACCGACACCGAUGCUGUGUGGUGCAAAGUCUUUCCCACAACACUGGUUGGAGCGGCUUCGGAUUGGUUCACUAAUUUGCAGCCCGGGUCUAUCGGUUGUUUUGACGCGCUAGUUGAAUUAUUUACGGGCCAAUACAUAAGCGACAUCGCAAGGCAGAGAACCUCAGGAGAACUCAUGUCCGUUCAGCAGAGGAAGGACGGAUCACUGAGAGAUUUCGUUCGACGAUUCAAUAAUGAAGCUAAUACCAUACCUAAAUUGCAGCAGAAGAUAGCUGUUAUGGCCUUAAUGAACGGUUUGGCUGAUAGUGACUUCAAGAAGUACAUGGCAAGGAAGUUCUUCCCCAAUCUCGGUGCGGCAUUUAACAAGGCCCAUGAGUACAUUAAGAGUGAAGAACUGUUGAAAGCAAGUAACCAGAUAACAUCAGCAGAGCCGUCUCGACGACAAAACACCUACAUGUCGCCCGAAACCCCCGGUGGGGUCAACAUGCAAAAUCAGCAAAAAGCAAAUAGGCCUGCUAGAGGCCUUGGGCGAUAUAGUAGUUACACUCAGUUAAACACACCCAGGGCCGCAAUUUAUUCAAUAAAUCAGCACAAGGAAGACUGGAAUUGGCCGGCGCCAAUGAUAACGAAGGGCCGAGAUGUGAAGAAAUAUUGUAUGUUUCACAGAGACGUUGGCCAUUAUACUAAAGAGUGUGUCCAAUUGAAAGAAAAUAUCGAAGAUCUUAUCAGAAAGGGGCAUCUGUCUCAGUACCGGUCUCAAGCAGGACCGAGCCGACAGCCCGCACAACCGAUAAGACAUACAUAA